Messenger RNA from Suncus etruscus (white-toothed pygmy shrew), 1074 nucleotides. It is a transcript of the gene ATOH1, whose product is annotated as atonal bHLH transcription factor 1. Lineage: Eukaryota; Metazoa; Chordata; Mammalia; Eulipotyphla; Soricidae. The record is from RefSeq and is a predicted model, not a curated record. Gene Ontology annotation, molecular function: protein dimerization activity. The coding region runs from base 1 to 1074 and encodes 357 amino acids. The transcript has a single exon.
AUGUCCCGCCUGCUGCGCGCACAAGACUGGGCAGAAGGGAAGGACUUGGGGGACCCGCAUCGCCACCCGCAGCCGCACGUCCACUCUCAGCUCCAGCAGCAGCAGCCUCCUGCCACCUUGCAGGACAGGGACCCGCCUGUCGUGUACCCUGCAGAGCUGUCCCUCCUGGACAGCACCGACCCACGCGCCUGGCUGGCUCCGACUUUGCAGGGCCUGUGCGCGGCACGCGCCACCCAGUACCUGCUGCGCUCCUCGGAGCUGAGCGCGUCCGCAGGUCCAGCCGCCCGGGAGGAGGAGGUGGACAGCGGCGGGGAGCUGGUGCUCAGGGGCAGCAACGGCAGCAGCAAAAGCCCCGCGCCCCUAAAAGUGCGGGAGCAGCUGUGCAAGCUCAAAGGCGGGCUGGUGGCGGAGGACCUGGGUUGCCAUCGCCAGCGCGCCCCUUCCAGCAAACAGGUGAACGGGGUGCAGAAGCAGAGGCGGCUGGCGGCCAACGCCAGGGAGCGGCGAAGGAUGCACGGCCUGAACCACGCCUUCGACCAGCUGCGCAACGUGAUCCCGUCCUUCAACAACGACAAGAAGCUCUCCAAGUACGAGACGCUGCAGAUGGCGCAGAUCUACAUCAACGCGCUGUCCGAGCUGCUGCAGACGCCGGCGGCCGGGGAGGCGUCCACGCCGCCGCAGCCUGCCGCUUGCAAGACUGACCACCACCACCUCCGCGCCGCUGUCCACUACGACUAUGAUUCCGGCUCCAGCACAACAGCCGCAGCCGCCUCCUCCGGGGCCCUGUCCACCCCGGGACCCGCGCAGAGGCCAGCGCCUCCCGGGAGCUGCCGGACUCGGUUUCCCGGCCCGGCCUCGGCGGGAGGCGGCUAUCCAGUGCCGCUGGACGCGCUGCACUUCUCCACCUUCGAGGGCAGCGCCCUGGCGGCACCGAGCAACCUGUCGCCCUCGCUGCCCGCUGGCCUCUUGCCCCCCGGGCAGGAGGAAAGUAGCAAAACGUCGCCUCGGUCCCACAGAAGCGACGGCGAGUUUUCCCCACGCUCCCAUUAUAGUGACUCGGAUGAGGCCAGCUAG